Molecule: messenger RNA, 204 nt
Organism: Linum tenue
Lineage: Eukaryota; Viridiplantae; Streptophyta; Magnoliopsida; Malpighiales; Linaceae
Source: the annotation of a GenBank genome assembly
AUGGGUUCUGAGGCGUCGAAGGGAAAGCAGCCGAUCGAGCGAGGAGAUGGGUGGCUGGAGAUCGAACUGGGGAGAUUUUAUAAUGAGGGUGGAAAUGGUGACGGUGAAGAGAUGAUGGAGACGUGCCUGAAGGAGGUUGAUGGUGUGCAUUUGAAAGGCGGGCCUAUUGUCGAGGGUAUUAAGAUUAGAUCCAACUCUUGCUAA